CUUAAUAUAAUUUCUGAGCAAAUGUAAUUUGAAGAAUACAAUAUGAUUAAAGAAACGAUUUGAUGUUUAAAAAGGUUAGAUUAAAACAACGAAAUGUGUUAUUUGCAGUAGAAUUAAUAGUUAACUGAAUUUUGCAAACCGAAAAAAAAAAUCAAAAUAUAACGUUGCAAUUAAGUUAAUUUUAUUCGGAAUAAAUUGAACACAAAAUGCUGUUUGCGGAAAAGGUUUAAAAAAUUAAGGAAAAAGUUAAAUUAAAUUUAUAUUUAUGCAAAUGUAUCAACAGAAAACGAGAAAAUUAUAAUUUUCAUAGAUUUGGCACUUUUGUACUGGAGUAUUCCAUGUAAAAAUCAUCUUUCAUCAGUUUGUAGAACAGUAAGAGGUAUGAGUAAAGCUAAUAUUAACCGCUAAAAAGCUUCGGUUGCCUGUUCUACUUUAAUGUAAAAGUAUGUCUACAACUAUGAAAAGGAUAAUGCAACAAUAGUGGACUCGAUUAAUGACCAAAUAAAGUUUUAACAGUAAAAAAUACGAAAUGAAAUACUGGCAUUCUUGAUAGUGUCGUAUCGUGUAAAAAAAUUGAAACUGAACUCUUUGAAAGAAAAAAAAAACCUUGAUGACCCAUAUUGCUCAAAGGAGUCACACAGGAGCUCAAAAGAAAUAGCAAUUAGUGUUCAAGAGCCGAAAAAAUUCAAAAGAAUGAACCAUUUGAAGGAAUUGCAUCUUUGAUGGAAUUACCAUUAAGUACUUGUUGGAAUAGUGUUGCUGUUGAUAAAUCCGACGGAAUCGUUAAACUUGCUGAUGACAACAAGAAAAAACUCUGCUUGGAUUGUAUAUCCAUAGAAAAAAGUGUUUGAGUGGCUCACACGUUAAAAAGAUUGCGUGAAAGGAAUGUGCUGCUAAAUGAUAUACCAGAAAUUAUUUCCUGGAAUCGUGUGAUUGUUGAUAAUUCCCUCAACCAGACGUACAUAGCUAGCAAAAGAAGAACCUUUGAUGGAAUCUCUUAGCUGGAGACAUUGUCCAUGCCAUUCGAAUAGAUCUCGAGAAUUGCUGACUAAUUUCAGCACCCACUUCAGCCUCCGAUGUCUGUAAGAGAUCUGUACGGCGGUGGUCCUCCAGUGUCCCGAUCGCCGAAGCCAACGCCGACCCGUCGUCUCGACAUGCCCGUCGGUGGCGGGUACGGGGGCAGCCCGUCUGUCACUGCCAAGAUGUACCCUUCCAUUUCGCAGCCCCCCUCUGCCCGGGCGAGCCCCGUGGCCGCCCCUUCCCCCCAGCCGGGGCGCAAGGGGCGCCACUUUGGAAUCAGUCGGUCCAGCAACAGCAGCCCCCUCACCUUGCAGGACCCCUCGCUGCACCACCUGCCCCACUCGUACAGCAGCGGGGGCUUCGGGGAUGGCUAUUACACCCUGGGCCCCGAAGGGGACCCCUCGGGCAUGGACCCCAGGGGCAUGAUGCACAGGAGCAGAUCGGCUGCCAGGACUCCCCUCCGCAGCACCUAUCACAUCCUGGACAGAGACCCGGCUAUGGAGAUCGGUGGUAUGGGAGGCAUUGGAGGAAUGGGAAGAGACAGCUACUAUCAGGAAAUCAGGAAUGGACUUCCAACCUCACGUCUGUCAUUGGAGCGAGUGGACAUCGCAGCAUCGCGUCACACGGCCAGGUCCAGGGACCGGUCCUUGGACACUUCCUCGUUUUUCGGACGGAACCGGGACGACGUGCCGAUGCCGGAUCCGUACCGCGGGACGCCCGGGAGGGAGACCAUAGUGGACGGAUUGCCGGACACUUAUAGUCGCCUCUCGCACCUCAGCCGGCCCGCUAACCCCAUGGACAACAGGUUGAACUACAGCGGCAACAGGGACAACUUCGCUUCCGAGCUGCAAGCGCGCUUCAACGAGUUGCAGUCACAGUACGGAAACGUGAAGCGGGAGCUUGACGUCACUGCCACCAAACUCGGCUCCAGCAUGCACAGUAUCAAGACUUUCUGGAGCCCGGAGCUGAAGAAAGAGCGGGCAAUGAGGAAGGAGGACGCAGCUAAGCAAGCCCUCCUCAACGACCAGUUGAAGAUGCUCAGGUCUGAAAAUCAGAAGCAAGCAGCCUUAAUUCAGCAAUUAGAGGAGGAAUUGAGGAUGGCCCAUCUGAGGAACCCUGAAGCAGACAUACAGCACUUGGAAGCUUUGUACGCAGAGAAAGAGCAUAUGACAAAGGAAAUUUAUCUUCUCAGAGAAACUAUAAAAGAACUGGAAAUGAGAAUCGAUACUCAGAAGCAGACGCUGGCCGCGAGAGAAGAAAGUAUCAAGAAACUGAUGGAAAUGCUGCAAAGUAAAGGCGGAGUGGGGAGUAAAAUGAUAGAAGAGGAGCGCAAAGAAAUAGAACGUCUGAAAUCGAAACUCAUUGAGAGCGAGACAAGGGCGAAACAUCUUGAAAACAUUCUGGAAGCAAAAGAUAAAGAUCUUGGAAGGCUGAGAGAAGUGGACGAGCUUCGCAUAGAAUUGAACAAAAGGGACCAGGAAAUGUUAGCCAUGAAUGCUAAAAUGAAAACGCUGGAGGAACAGCACCAAGACUACCAGCGCCAUAUUGCUGUUUUGAAGGAAUCCCUGUGUGCGAAAGAAGAACACUACAGCAUGCUACAAGCUGAUGUGGAGGAACUUCGGCAAAGAUUAGAAGAAAAAAAUAAACUAAUCGAGAAGAAAACGCAGCAAACGGUGGGCGCAACGCAAGAAAGGAAUAGACUUUCUCAAGAAAUGCAGGAACUCAGGGACCACAUGGACAUUAAAGACAGAAAGAUUAAUGUGCUUCAAAGAAAGAUCGAAAACCUGGAAGAUCUCCUGAAGGAGAAGGACAACCAGGUGGACAUGGCACGGGCCAGGUUGACGGCCAUGCAGGCUCACCACUCCUCUUCGGAGGGAGCGCUCUCCAGCUUGGAGGAGGCCAUCACGGACAAAGACAAGCAGAUACAGCAGCUGAGGGAGCAGCGGGAUCGGGCGGAGCAGGAACGGAAUGAGGAGAGGGAGCUGCACGAGCGGGAGAUUGCAGAGUUCAAGAUGAAAAUGCACGCCUUGGAAAGCGAGAUGGAGAAGCUGCAGGUGCGGCUAGAGAAGGCGGCGGCUGAAAAGGACAGGGUGGAGGCCAAGCUUGAGAACUCGCAAUCGGAACUGGGGCAGGCGAGAGCGGAAUUGGAGAAGAUCAUGAGAGAACAAAACACUUACCAGAGCGAGUGGGAUCGCCAAAGGAACGAGACUUCGUGGCACACCAUGGAGAACGACAGACUGAGGGAACAGCUGGAAAGGUUGAAGCUUGAGCUUGAAAAACAGCAGAGUACCAUUGGAAAGUCGCAUCUGUACCAGUCGGAGGAGGUGGGGAGGACACAGGAGCGUCUAGAAAAGUGCCAGUCAGAACUGCGAAGAGCUCAAGCUGAACUAAGAAUGAACCAAGCAGAGCAAGAGAGAUCCAGAGGUGAGGUGGAACAGAUUCAGGAAAAGCUGGAACGAUCUCAAGGGGAAAUCUACCGACUAAAAGCAAAGCUGGAGAACGCUCAAGUCGAAAAGGAGAGUCUUCAGGAAGAAUACGACAGAGUUCAAGCAGCCGUUUCCCGUUGCCACUCCGAGAGAGAUUCUGCACUGACCGAAGCUGAGAAGUUGAGGACUGAACUGGAGAGAGUCCAAACUAAUCUGAGCAAAGCUCAGCUGCAGCAUGAGAAGACACAAGCUCUCUUGGAUAAGGCGCAAAUGGACGCUGACCGCAUUCAAGAAAAGUUGGACAAGUCCAAUGCCGAAGUGAGACGCCUGCAAUCGGAGAGAGAACGCGCCCAAUGCGAGAUUGAGGGUCUCCAGAUGCAGCUGAAUCAGGUUCAGAACCAGUACCAGAGACUCCAAAAGGACAAGGAAACGUCCCACAUCGAGAUGGAGAAGUCGAGGGAAAAGGCAGAUCGUGCGCAGAGUCAGCUGCAGCGCCUUCAAAAAGAAAAAGAAGUCUUCCACUCUGAGCUAGAGAAAUUGCAAGAGAAAAUUGACGUCCUCCAAACGCAGCUGAACAAAGCACAAAAAGAGAAGGAAAAUGCUCAAGCAGAAUUUGAGGUCAUCAGGGAGAGACUGGAGAAAACGCAGAACCACCUAGAAAAAUACCACGUCGACUACGACACUUCCCAAGCCGAGCUUCGGGUUCUCAGGGAAAAGCAGGAAAAAAUGCAACUUCAGCUUCAGAAAUCCUCCGAAGACAGGGAACUAUCAAGAGCAGAGUACGAAAAGCUGGUAGAAAAGUUGGAAAGAACUCAGAGUGAGCAUUAUAAAAUGCAAACUAAGUAUGAGCAAGUGCAAGCAGAAUUGGAUCGAGUUACCCUGGAGGUAGAAAAAUCACACAUAAUAGCGAAUAAAACAAAAGAUGAUGCCAGGAAAUCUUUGGAGGAGUUCGACACCCUGAAAGAAAUGUAUGCUAGAAACUACUCUCAAUUAACAAAAGCAAAAGAAAAUGAAGAAAAGAUGAGAGUGGAAUUGGAUCGUAGUCAAAUGGAGUUGGAAGUAAUGAGGGACAGGCAUGAGAAGGCUCAGAUAGAACUAAGAAGAUUGCAAUCAGAGAGAGAUAAACUUCAGGCUGAUGUAGAUCACAUAUCUAUUGAAAUGGAAAGAGUUCAAAAUCAAGUUGGCAAAUCGCAAACUAGUCACGAAAAAUCACAAGAAGAGCUUGCUAGGCUGCAAGUAGAAGUGGAAAAAGUGUACGAGAAACUGGAUAAAUCUCAAACAGAAUUGAGACGCGCUCAAACUGAGAAAGAUAGAAUUCAAUCGGAGAAAGAGAAUGUGCAAGCAGAAUUGGAGCGAUAUCAAUCUCAAAUGUCCAGAUACCAUACGACCCAAGAAAAAUCUCAAGGUGAAUUCGAAAGAAUACGAAUUGAUUUAGAAAAAGUUAAAGACAAAUACGAGAAAGCUAUGGUAGAGCUAGAGAAAGCUAAUGAGCAGAAAGAAGCCGUCGCAGUUGAAAUGCAAAAGUUAAAAUCUGAUAUCGAAAAAAUUCGACUGGAAAAAGGUGUUACUUUGCAAGAACGUGAGAAGCACAAUGCAGAGAUUGAGAGGUUGCACAUUGAAGUUGAAAAAGCCAAAGAUAAAUAUGAAACAGCAAUGACUGAGCUUAAGAAAAUACAAGAGCUGAAAUUGAAGCAGACUGAUAUAGAAACGUUGAGAAGGGAAGCUGAGAUGGCACAAGCUAGAGUUGAGAAAGUUAUUGUGGCUGAGGAUAAAUCUAAACAAGAAAUUGACAGAGACGCCAAAGACAUCGAAAGAAUGCGUGACAGGUUGGAGCGAGUUCAAGUCGAGUUACUGAAGACUCGAGACGACAAGGAAGCCCUUGAAAAAGAAGUUAGCACCCUAAAGUUGACAUUGGAUGAAGUUCGUGGUAAAAUGGAAGAACAUGUGUUCAGUCAAAAGGAAAUUGAAUUUCACCAAAACGAAACAGCUCGUCUGAAGCAGCUGUUGAGCAAAUCGGAAGCAGAAGUGCAACGAACAUUGUCUGAAAACAGCCGCUUGCAGAUGGAAGUGGAGCGUUUGAAGCAGGACAUGGAAGAUUCGGAGGGUUACGCGAAGAAGAUGAGAGACUGUCAAGAGAAAUUGCAAGCGGAACACGACAGAAUGAGAACUGACGUAAAGAAGAUGCAGGAGAAGCUGGAAUUAGCUCAAAAAGAGCUUCGCAAGAUAUCAGAAGAAAAAGAUGCCCUGUUGAGGCAACUCAAGGAAUACGAGGCCGAGAUCGAACGCACAAAAUCAACCGUUGGACAAUCGGUCGAAUUCCAAGAAGCAACCCGGUCAGAGGCCGAGAAAUACCGAAAGGAAGUCAACCGAUUGCAAAAUGAGUUACAGCGUAUCGAAGGACAAUUGCAGGAAACUGUGAAUGAGAACCAGGACCUACGAACUGAGCUAGAACGGUCCCUGGAUGCUCUUGCCACCAUACACAAACAGCUAGAAGACACAAAUGCGGACUUGGCCAAAGCCAGGGAGCAGAAUAAACAACUGAAAACAGAACAGUUAAAAUCCCAGAAGCUAUCUGGUAAAGCGACAGCAAACGAGAGAGAAAUCGAGGCUCUUCGAAACGAUUUGGAGAAGCAGAAGAAUGAAACACAGCGAUUGCAGCAAGAAAACCAACAAUUGAAAAAGCAACUGGAGAAGGCUCAAGAGGAAAUCAAGAUCAAAGCACAAAAAGAGAAGGAAAAUGCUCAAGCAGAGUUCGGGGUGGAAAGAGAGCGAUUCCAAGCUCAACUAGAGAUGCUGGUGCAAGAAUUAGAGAAAAGAGAGUCCGAACUUCAUGCUCUUCAAGGACAGAAAGGAAAGAUGGAAGCUCAACAAGAUGCGGAACUUUCUGCCUUGCGUAAGCAGCUUGAUGAAAAGCAGAGAGCGCAAGAAGAAACAGAGAAAAAGCUUAAAAAAAGGAAAGAGAAAUUAGAUCAAAUGGAACAGCAACUUAAGCAGGCGGAAUCUAUGAAAGGUCGCGCCCCGGCGGGACAGGUGGCCGAACUGCAGAGAAAGAACGAGGAGCUGCAGAAAGAGUUGAACGUUUUGAAGGAGGAAUCCAACAGGUCGCAGUCGGAAUUAGCAAGAUUGCUCCAAAUCAUGUCCACCUCGGAAGAGGAAAAAUUUGCCUUGAACCAACAGAUCAGUAACUUGCAGCAACAACUGAAGGACGCUCAAGUGAGCAACGUACGAAGAGGACCACAAGGAGGUGGUGGAUCUCAAACAUUGCCAAUGCCGAUUCGAAGGCCAGAACCGGACAACAAAGAUCCAUCAAAACAACCUCAAGGAACGGGACCGACCAGUUUCUUCUCAAGCUUCUUCUGAUGCGUGUUGAGUUGCUCUUUGCACAAUGGACCAUACUUAGUUCCAGCAGACAUUAUUUUUC
Molecule: messenger RNA, 6867 nt
Organism: Uloborus diversus
Lineage: Eukaryota; Metazoa; Arthropoda; Arachnida; Araneae; Uloboridae
Product: trichohyalin-like
Exons: 16
Coding region: 1077-6806 (1909 amino acids)
Biological process (GO): maintenance of presynaptic active zone structure; neuromuscular synaptic transmission; regulation of synaptic plasticity
Cellular component (GO): cytoskeleton of presynaptic active zone
Molecular function (GO): structural constituent of presynaptic active zone
Source: RefSeq, a predicted model, not a curated record